This is a messenger RNA of Cadophora gregata, 1432 nucleotides long. It is a transcript of the gene HEM13, whose product is annotated as Coproporphyrinogen-III oxidase. Gene Ontology annotation, molecular function: coproporphyrinogen oxidase activity. Gene Ontology annotation, cellular component: cytoplasm; mitochondrial intermembrane space. Bases 175 to 1410 code for a protein of 411 amino acids. The record is from RefSeq and is a predicted model, not a curated record. The transcript has 2 exons. NCBI's taxonomy places the organism in Eukaryota, Fungi, Ascomycota, Leotiomycetes, Helotiales, Ploettnerulaceae.
AUGGCUUCUUCCAUAUCAACUCAAUCGAGGUCAUAACCGUGCCACCACUCUCCUUUUCUUGCCUGCUUCCUCUUCUUCCGCCCACUUCGAUCGGGUAAUUCCUCGAUUGUGGUCUCAUGUCUGCUGUACGAUAAACCUUCUCGUUACUGCUGCUGGCUGCAGCUUUUCUACAUAAUGGCGUCCACCAUCCGGCAGCCAUGUAUGGGAUUUGCGAGGACCGUACCCAGGCUGCGUCCUCAGUUCUCUCAGCAUAUACGAAGCCGCAGAUCUUUUGCAGACUCUCCUAAGCCUCCUAAUCGGCGAGUUUCAGAGCGCCCGAAAGGAGUGUUGUUCCCGAAAACCAGAAUUGCUGUUGGCAUCGUGUUCAUCGGAGCUCUGAUCCAUUCAAUGGCUACAGAAGAACCUCAAAAGCUGGAUCUCCCCUCAAUCGCUGAACGAGAUGCCCUUACGAAACGUGAGUCUGGUGUAACUAAGAACUCACCUAUGCGUCUACGUAUGGAAGAUUUUAUAAAGGAACAGCAGAAGAUAAUUGUUGCCGAGCUGGAGAAGGUUGAUGGGAACAAGUUCCGAGUCGAUACAUGGACACGCGAGAACGGUGGAGGAGGGAUAUCCAGCGUUCUGCAGGGUGGCAAUGUCUUCGAGAAGGCUGGUGUCAAUAUCAGUGUUGUUUACGGCACUCUUCCUCGACCUGCGAUUGAGAAGAUGCGUGUGAAUCACAAGGCCAUAGAUCCGGAUAUCCACUCUCUGGAAUACUUUGCGGCCGGUUUGAGUAUGGUUCUCCACCCAGUCAAUCCAAUGGCACCUACCGUCCAUCUCAACUAUCGAUACUUCGAGACAUCCAAUCCAGAUGGAACAUCGAAUGCAUGGUGGUUUGGUGGCGGAACAGACUUGACGCCAAGCUACCUGUUCGACGAAGAUGCAAUCCACUUCCAUAAGACGAUCAAGGAAGCAUGCGACAAGCACGACAAGGACUAUUACCCGCGCUUCAAGAAAUGGUGCGAUCAAUACUUCAGUAAUAAGCACAGGAACGAAACCCGCGGUAUUGGCGGUAUCUUCUUCGAUGAUCUGGACGAGAAGGAGAAGGACCAGGAAAACACAUUUGAAUUUGCGCAAAGUUGUUUGAAGGCUUUCCUACCAUCUUAUCUUCCCAUCAUUAACAGACGGAAAGACAUGCCAUACACUGAGAAGGAGAAAGAGUGGCAGCAAAUUCGACGAGGAAGAUAUGUGGAGUUCAACUUGGUGCACGACAGAGGGACUGCAUUCGGCUUGAAUACCCCCAGUGCGAGAGUAGAGAGUAUUCUCAUGAGUUUGCCUUUGACAGCUAGCUGGCGAUACAUGUACGAGCCAGAAAAAGGCAGUCGUGAACAGCGACUGGUGGAUGUCCUGAGGGAGCCCAAAGAAUGGGUAUGAAUGUACAGAUAUCUAAACAUGU